AUGAGGCCCCACCUGCCGAGGCUCGGUCACCUGGGCCGCGCUGCCCGCUGGCUCGUGCUUCUGGCCGGGCUGAUUUUCCUCCUGUUCACCCUGUCCGCCCUCGUGAAGGAACCGAGUACAAAGCCCACCAGGCAUCACAGGACAGAGGACACUGAAGAGCGGUCAGGGCGGCCACUGCAGGAGACCACGGCCCCGGCGCCCCCCGGGGACAGGAGGGCCCCCACCCACGCAGGAUCCGCGCAGGAGAGCAGCACGCUGGACACGCACCCUGAGGCCAGGGGCCACACGGAGGCCACAGGCCACACGGAGGCCACGGGCCACACGGAGGCCACGGGCUAUACAAAGGCCACGGGCCACACGGAGGCCACGGGCCACACGGAGGCCACGGGCUACACAAAGGCCACGGGCCACACGGAGGCCACGGGCCACAUCGCGGCCAGGACGCCCGGCACGGCCAGGACGGCACUGUUCAGGAGUCAGGGCACCACGGUGGGCACGCCGUCCCCGCGCAGUCGGGCCGGGGGGCCGGCCCCCCCUGGGACAGGGGCACCGCGGGCUCUGGAUGCGAGGACAAGCGAAGGGAGGAGGGACAAGAACGAGACGCCGACAGCCGCGGGGACAGUGCCGGCGCAGCCUCAAGCACCCCCGGCAGGGACGCCCAUGCCGGAACGUCGGGCCGCGGUGCCGGCCCCCACGGGAGCAGGGUCACCCGCGAGGGCGACGGCCGCCCCACGCGCCGCCCCUUCCCGGAGCCCCACCGCGCGGACCACGCCCAGGCUGCGGGCCGCCAACUUCAAGGCCGAGCCCAAGUGGGAUUUUGAGGAGCAGUACAGCGUGGACGUGGGGGGCUUGCAGACGACCUGCCCCGACUCCGUGAAGGUGAGAGCCUCCAAGUCGCUCUGGCUCCAGCGCCUCUUCCUGCCCAACCUCACCCUCUUCCUGGACUCCACGCGCUUCAACCAGAGCGAGUGGGAGCGCCUGGAACACUUCCCCCCGCCCUUCGGCUUCAUGGAGCUCAGCCACGCCCUGGUGCAGGAGGUCGUGACCCGCUUCCCUCCGGUGGCCCAGCAGCAGCUGCUCCUGGCCGACCUCCCUGCGGGGAGCACCCAGUGCGUCAGCUGCGCCGUGGUGGGCAACGGGGGCAUCCUGAACGACUCCCACGUGGGCCAGGAGAUCGACGGCCACGACUACGUGUUCCGAUUGAGCGGCGCCGUCACUAAGGGCUACGAGCAGGACGUGGGCACGCGGACCUCUUUCUACGGCUUCACCGCCUUCUCCCUGACGCAGUCCCUGUACCUGCUGGGCAGCCGGGGCUUCCGGCACGUGCCUCUGGGGAAGGACGUCCGCUACCUGCACUUCCUGGAAGGCACCCGGGACUACGAGUGGCUGGAGGCGCUGCUCCUGAACCAGACCUUCAAGAGGGGCAGUCUCUUCUGGUUCAGGCAGAGGCCCCAGGUGGCCUUCCGCGAAGCCCUGCGGCUGGACCGGUACCUGCUGCUGCACCCGGACCUGCUGCGCUACAUGAAGAACAGGUUCCUGCGGUCGCGCACCCUGGACACUGCGCAGUGGCGAAUCUACCGGCCCUCCACCGGGGCCCUGCUGCUCCUCACGGCCCUGCAGCUCUGCGACAAGGUGAGCGCCUACGGCUUCAUCACCGCGGGCCACGAGCGCUUCUCCGACCACUACUACGACCGGGCGUGGAAGCAGACGGUCUUCUACAUCAACCACGACUUCGGCCUCGAGAGGGCGCUCUGGAAGCGGCUGCACGACGAGGGCAUCAUCCGGCUGUACCAGCGCCCCGUGGAGCCCCAGCGGAGGGUCUGAUGGGCCCCUCGGAG
Molecule: messenger RNA, 1838 nt
Organism: Eptesicus fuscus (big brown bat)
Lineage: Eukaryota; Metazoa; Chordata; Mammalia; Chiroptera; Vespertilionidae
Gene: ST6GALNAC1
Product: ST6 N-acetylgalactosaminide alpha-2,6-sialyltransferase 1
Exons: 10
Coding region: 1-1824 (607 amino acids)
Molecular function (GO): alpha-N-acetylgalactosaminide alpha-2,6-sialyltransferase activity
Source: RefSeq, a predicted model, not a curated record